GGAAAAUAGAGAAUGAUGACGAGGACAACAAAGAUGAAACCAUGCAAGCUUGAGGUUUUUAAACACACAAUAGGCAGGAAUAUGAGUCCUUGUAAAUAUUUCUAGUCAUCAUAAAAUGUUGUGAUGUUAUGAAAUUUUACUGAGUUUGUUGUAUAAAAAUGUUGUCCAUGUUUUACUCCAACUUUGGAUUGCACAAGGGUGUCUUUGACAGUCUCAUUACUGGCCUAAUUGUACUGUCUCGAUAUCUUCGUGGAAAAUUUAUCAUAACUGAGCAAAAAGAAGGAUUGAAUGGAGAUGGAGGGCGUUUUUGCUGAAGGUGUUGAUGGUUAUUUUGUACCCGAGAGUCCCAUUUCGGAUAAUCAGCAGGUGAACAUUGGGAGUGAUACCGAAGCUGUGAGGCUCUCGGGUUGUAUUAAGAAUUUGAGCAGGGAAACUGAAGGUGAAAUUGUGCUUGAUUCAGAAGAUGAAGGAAUGCAUGGAAAUGAAGGCAUUCAUGUUGAAGCAAUGACAAGAGGAAGGUGUGUGGGGAAGAGAAGAUAUGCUCCUGGAAAUCAUUCGUGCGAAGGAUACCUUAGGAAGAAGAAGAAUCCUUUGUGGGCUAUGAAGGAACGCUUAGAUGUUGAGAAAACCCGGCAAGAUUUGCAGUGCAGUGAAAUGCCAAGGAAUUUGGGUAGAAUCAGUCGGAACAGUUGUAAAGAAGCUUCAGCAAGAGAUGAUGAUGAUCUUAACCACUGUCAUUCCCAUCUUCCCAUGUGUAAGUACGUUGAAUCUCAAGAACCAGAACGCUCUUCAGAAGAAAAUGCGCUGAAAGUUGUGGACCUUUACCUAUUGAACAAUGAUCCAAAUGCAUAUCCCCUCCUUGAAACUGGAGCGAAGGGUAGGUCACUGUCACCCCAAAUUUCACACCCAAACGGACCUCAAACUUUGGCAAGGAUAAAGAAUCAGACACUCCUUGAUAAGAAGCUAGAAGUCUUUGACUGGUCUGGAAAUUCAAGUGGCGAUGAAGAAACUUCUUCCUUAAACAGAAGGAAAAUCAACUUAGAUUUGGAGUGCAACAUUGAUGGACUCUGUGAUGGUGUUCUAGCAGUUCAGAAGCCAAAAGCCGUAGGUAAUGUUUUCCAAUUGAAUUCCGGGGAAGGAAGAUCAAGUUCAAAUAAAAUGGAGAUCUCAAAGUUUCAAGCCCUGGGUACUAGUUUUCAGGAUGAGUUGCAUAAAGAUGAACAGGAUCAAUUGGAUGUAGUAUCCACAUAUGACUACGAGGUUGGCUUUGACACCCAAGUGGCAGCCGAGGCUAUGGAAGCCUUGUCUUAUGCCCUUCCUCUAAAUUUGGAUCCUUUUUGUAAACAUAAGGGUACUAAAAAAGAAACCCAGUUGUCCAGUAAUCCACCAAAAGGGGCACGGGAAGACAAAAGAAUAAUUGAUCCUGAAUUACUUCCCCCUGCAGAAUCAGGCUUGCCAUUUUCUAGAGAGCUUCGCUCAAAAAAGAGAACAUCCAGAAGGCCUUUAAGAAAGUUAGAUGCUGAUUUUAGUUCAUUCAAUGAUAAAAAAUGCGGUUUGCGUGACAAGAGAAGGGGGAAAAUGGGCAAUCAUCAAAACAACAAUCAGUCAUCCUCAAGUUUUUUGGAAAGGUUUACUGAUCAAAGUUUUAAAAAGAGCCUGGAGGUUAUGAAUAAGAAAGAUAACUUAGUAUAUUGGGUCCAUCCCAGAGGAAAAAGGACACAUAAAGGGGUAUCUCGACAUUCUUCUGGAUGGAAUAAUCAGUAUGCUUCUUCAACUGUUGUUUCAAAUUGUAAUUCUUCCACCAUUACGGACAAAGGGAUACCUAAGUGUCGCGAUGGGGACAUUUCUGCAAAUCUGAAACAUGUUGACUCGUAUGAUUUGUUUUCAAUAGUAUCUUCUGAUGUUGUGUUAACUGAUAGAACAAUAAACACAGUCUCAAGUGGAAAUCAUAUCGAACAAUAUGACUUCAAGGGUAGCAAGCAUGGGAGACGACUCUCUAGAACAUUCCUUACUAAAGAGCUUGCUAAAUUAGGGCAUAGAGAGUCACUGCCUGAUUUCAUGCCGAGAAAUUCAAGGAGGAGAAAGGGUCAUACAAAUGUCAAGGUCUUGCUCAGCCAGGGUUUGGAUAAGAGAACAAUUAAACGCCAGAAAAAGAUUGUGGCACGGCUAGGCUUUUCCAUGGCAUCUUGCUGUUCAGAUGCUUCACACUUCGUAGCUGAUAAAUUUCUGAGAACAAAGAAUAUGUUGGAAGCAAUGGCCAUUGGGAUACCUGUGGUUACACAUUUGUGGCUUGAGAGUUGUGGGCAAGCAAACUCUUUUAUUAAUGAGAAGAUGUUCAUAUUGAGGGAUUAUAAAAAGGAAAGAGAAAUUGGUUUCAGCAUGCCUGACUCUCUUGCCUUUUCUCGCCAGCAUCCACUUCUGAGAGAUCAUAAAGUGUUUAUUACCCCAAACGUGAAGCCCAGUAGAUGCAUGAUUCAAAGCUUGGUCACUGCAGUUCAAGGCCAGGAAGUGGCUGAAACCAAAGAUGUAACUACUCAAGGAGGGACAUUAGUUCUUUCAUCUGAAGAAGAUUUUGCAGCUUGUGCACCAUUUCUAAAGAAAGGAAUUGCAGUUUACAGUUCAGAGCUUUUGCUUAACGGGAUUGUUACUCAGAAACUUGAAUACGAAAGAUAUAGGCUAUUCAAUAAUCAUGUUAAGGAAGACUGCCCAAUCUCCCAUGCACUCUAACCUGGAGAUCAAGUCUGUAUACUACAUGCAAUAUAAGGCGCUGGUAAAU
Messenger RNA from Cuscuta campestris, 2776 nucleotides. The record is from the annotation of a GenBank genome assembly. NCBI's taxonomy places the organism in Eukaryota, Viridiplantae, Streptophyta, Magnoliopsida, Solanales, Convolvulaceae.